AUGGCCGAUCAUGAAGAGUUCAAAAAGAUCCAUUGGCAACUCCGGAAAGUCCUCAGGUUCGGGAGUCAGAGAAGCAUCAUCAUUAUCAUCAUUUGUAGAUCCACGGACAACCCAUAUCUUGGGUCGAGAUUUCAUUAUCCAACGGAGAAUGCAGCAUUAUGCACUCAAAAGUAUAGUCAGAGCGUACCCAGCCACGCGGUUUGCGGGAGGGCCGUCGUGACGAUGGCUAAAGAGCCUCCAGACAGUAGCUUGAAAAGUGUAUUCCAGGAAUAUCGGCGUCCAUUUGGGCUGUCCUUAAAAGGUUUCGAAUCAUCUCGGCCAGGCAUCCACGGAGAACAGAGUCGAAGAAACGCAAGCAAAGCCGAGAAAGAAAAAGUACAGAAGUCAAGGAAUACAUGA
Messenger RNA from Coccidioides immitis RS, 399 nucleotides. RefSeq lists its product as uncharacterized. The record is from RefSeq and is a predicted model, not a curated record. Bases 1 to 399 code for a protein of 132 amino acids. The transcript has a single exon. NCBI's taxonomy places the organism in Eukaryota, Fungi, Ascomycota, Eurotiomycetes, Onygenales, Onygenaceae.